Messenger RNA from Fusarium sp. VM40, 1161 nucleotides. The record is from the annotation of a GenBank genome assembly. NCBI's taxonomy places the organism in Eukaryota, Fungi, Ascomycota, Sordariomycetes, Hypocreales, Nectriaceae.
AUGGCUACUCAGACAAUGAAGGCGGUUAACUACCAGGGCCCUUAUAAGGUCCAGGUUCAAGACAUUGAGCUCCCGAAGCUGGAACACCCUGACGACGUCAUUGUCAAGGUCACGACUGCUGCCAUCUGUGGCUCAGACUUACACAUGUACGAAGGUCGAACAGCAGCAGAGCCUGGCAUCACAUUCGGCCAUGAGAACAUGGGAAUCGUUGAACAGCUCGGCGAAGGCGUCACGCUACUAAAGAAGGGGGACCGUGUAGUUAUGCCUUUCAACGUCGCCGACGGCCGCUGUCGUAACUGUGAAGAAGGCAGAACUGCUUUCUGCACUGGCGUCAACCCCGGAUUUGCCGGAGGUGCUUAUGGUUAUGUCGCCAUGGGUCCCUACAGAGGAGGUCAGGCUCAGUAUAUUCGUGUUCCCUACGCGGACUUCAAUGCUCUGAAGCUCCCUGCUGGAAAGGAGCACGAGGCAGAUUUCAUCCUGCUCGCUGAUAUCUUCCCAACCGGCUGGCACGGAGUUGAAAUCUCAGGUUUCCGAUCCGGCGAAAGUGUUGCUGUUUUCGGCGCCGGCCCCGUCGGUCUCAUGGCCGCCUACUCAGCCGUUCUGCGCGGCGCCUCCAGAGUCUUUGUCGUCGACCGUGUUCCCGAGCGACUCCAAUCCGCGGAGAAGAUCGGCUGCACGCCGAUUGAUUUUAGCAAGGGUGACGCUGUGGAUAUGAUCAUCAAGGCUAACGAUGGAGAGGAGGUUGACAGAUCUAUUGAUGCUGUCGGCUACCAAGCUGUUGGCAAUAGCGGAGACAAGGAGCAGCCCAACAUUGUUCUCGAGAAUAUGAUUCGCGUCACAAGAGCUUGUGGAGGCCUGGGAAUUCCCGGCCUCUACGUCCCCAGUGACCCCGGUGCUUCGGAUGAGGCUUCGGCCAAGGGUAUGAUUAGUCUUAGCUUCGGCAAGCUUUUCGAAAAGGGACUGACUAUCGGCACUGGCCAAUGCAACGUCAAGUCUUAUAACCGAUAUCUACGUGAUCUCAUCAUUUCAGGCCGAGCCAAGCCCAGUUUUGUCGUCUCGCAUGAGAUCAACAUUGACGAAGCGGAAGUUGCGUACGAGAAGUUUGAUAAGAGGAUUGAUGGGUACACCAAGGUUCUUAUUCAUCCCAAUGGCGGUUUCUAA